ACUUGCACCAUCUCUGAGUUUGUGCUUGGUUUUGUAAAUAACUGCWGGGGGCUGAAGAAGCUCCUACAGUCUGAACCUCGGAGCUUCUGCCUGUAAAUAUGACAUGCAGGAGAACAGGCUCAGAGCUGAUGAGAAACUGAAAAUUAUUCCCACAAAGGAUACAUGAUGGAACCAUUCAUCCCAAGAAAAAGCUGAAACUUGACGGCGCUGGUUGUAAAUGGGAGGAAGUCUCUAGAUUUCCUCAACGAUGGACGAUGACUCCCACGCUCUGCUCUCCAGAGAGAGCCUCAUCUACACCAUCACCGUUCCGCUGGCGACCUCCAUCAUCCUGGCCAACCUGGUCAUCAUCCUGGGCAUCUCCUGCAACCGCCAGCUCCACAACACGCCCAACUACUUCUUCCUCAGCCUGCUGGUGGCCGACACAUGUACGGGCGUGGCACUGCCCUUCAUCCCAUUGAUGGCUCUGAAUCGGGAGUUGAGUUUCAGCUCCUGUUUGCUGGUUCAUGUGUUGCCCAAUUUCCUUUUCUUGGCAUUUUUGUCCAACCUGGUCAUGGUCCACUAUGAGCGCUACAUAUGCAUCGUUGACCCUUUGCGUUAUAAUAACCUGUGGAUGCAUCGCAAUUUUCCGUUGGCGCUGCUUAUAGUUUGGUCACCCCCACUUCUGUAUGCAUCCCUGCCUGCUUUCGGGUGGAAUAACUGGACAGGGCACGAUUGGAACAGCUGUUGUAAAAGUAUACCAAAGCUGCCGCCACUUUCGAACUGUUCGACAAACGGAACCACUUGCUGCUCCUACAGGCGAGUAUUCCCCAAUGAUUUCAUCUACUUGGAGGUGUACGGUCUGGUUUUACCGGCCAUACUGGUGAUCGCUGGCAUGACUGGACGGGUUUUGUGCAUCACCCGAGGACAGAUGAAGGACAUAUGUCGGCUUCAUCGCGCUAUAGAGCGAGGGAGCCAGGCGUCGGAACAGGAGCACAGGCUGAACCUGCGGUACACUCGCUGCGUGGUGGCCGUGUCACUGACUUUUCUGGCCUGCUGGGUUCCGUACCUCAUUUACAUGCACGUCUGCAUCGCGUUUUUAGUCAGCGACACCAAGUGGAGCUUCACCACUCACAUCAUUUUAUCCUGCACUGGUAUCGGAAGCAUGUCUGUGGUGCCGCUGGUACUCGGCUUGGCCAACAAACAGUACACAGAACCUGCAUACAAACUUCUCCAAAAACUCAGAGACCGGUGGAGGAGGACACAAGAACUGGAAGAGGCUGCACUUUGAAGAAAUAACCACAAAGCCCAUAUUUAUUAAAGGGAUCCCCGAUUAGUUGUAACAUUAGAMUUUAUUUGAUAAACAUAUACACU
Messenger RNA from Austrofundulus limnaeus, 1350 nucleotides. RefSeq names its product G protein-coupled bile acid receptor 1 (gene gpbar1). The record is from RefSeq and is a predicted model, not a curated record. Gene Ontology annotation, cellular component: plasma membrane. Gene Ontology annotation, molecular function: G protein-coupled bile acid receptor activity. The transcript is spliced from 2 exons. The coding region runs from base 248 to 1267 and encodes 339 amino acids. Gene Ontology annotation, biological process: G protein-coupled receptor signaling pathway. NCBI's taxonomy places the organism in Eukaryota, Metazoa, Chordata, Actinopteri, Cyprinodontiformes, Rivulidae.